Molecule: messenger RNA, 1074 nt
Organism: Magnolia sinica
Lineage: Eukaryota; Viridiplantae; Streptophyta; Magnoliopsida; Magnoliales; Magnoliaceae
Exons: 1
Coding region: 1-1074 (357 amino acids)
Source: RefSeq, a predicted model, not a curated record
AUGAAGCAGAUGCUGGAGCAGAUCUAUUGCCAGCAAGUUCCGCCCCAAUGUGAUAGUGGCCGAGCGAUUGCUUUGCAACAAUUCGCCGACCCUCAGACUACCGCUCUACGAUCUGUCCCUCAGCCGAGUCAGCACCAGGGUCCGGCCGAGCCUACGCCCGCACAUUCCAUGACCGUCGCAGUGGGGCCUCCGAUUGAGGGUAUGGUCGAUAGUGAUGAACCCUGGAAAGCUGACCUCCGGGACUUCAGGAGGGAAGUGCGAGAAGAUAUCGCUAACAUGAAGCAAGGUCACGACGCACAUCCAACGAGGCCCGAGACAAAACCAUCUUCGUUCAUAAAGGAGAUAAUGCAAGCUCAGUUGUCGGAACGGUUCCGUCUUCCACAGAUUACGACCUUCACUGGCAAGACCGAUCCUACCGAGCACAUCGAAUCCUUUUGGACGUAUAUGGAGUUGCACGAUGCCUCAGAUGCCGUAAUGUGUCGAGCUUUCUCCCUCACUUUAGUCGACGUAGCUCGACUUCGGUUUAAGCAGUUGAAACCAAAGUCCAUUAGCUCGUUCACGGAGCUCAGUGAUGCCUUCCUCACUAAUUUCAUUGGUGGGAAGAAAAAGCUGAAGUCGCCUGCACACCUAAACAACAUAGUGCAAAAAGAGGGAGAGUUGCUGAAAGAUUACAUUAAGUGUUUUAACUUCGAGUCUCUCCAGGUUCAGAAAUAUUCAAAUGAGACAGCACUCAACUCGCUUAUGCAAGACAUCAGAGACAAACCAUUUUUGGCAUCCUUUGACAAGAACCCGCCUACUACUCUGGCUGAGUUCAUGGCCCGGUCAGAUAAGUACGCGAAUGCCAAGGAAACCCAGAUCAAGAGUGAAGCCGCCCAAAACGUGAAAGCCACGGUCAAAGAGUCAGCAAAGAAAGAAGUUGACUCGACCAGUGAAAAGAAAUGUAAAGAUGACCGAGCACGUGAUGAUCGUAAAUUGGGUAAACAGCCAGACCGCAAGUUUUCGACGUAUACCCCGCUCAACAAACCGCAAGAGCAGGUUUUAAUGGAGAUUAAGGGUGAAGGAUUCGUCAAUUGA